GCACUUGCACUACUGGGGGCGGGGUUAGGGUUGGCGCCAUUUUGUUUUUACCGCGCGGCGAAGGACACUUGUUUUGAAGAACCCUAGCUCUAGCCUUCUUAUCUGUAGAAUUAAGGAUUCUAGGAUAAGUCAUGGCAAGCUCUGAAUUUACAUAUAAACUGACCGAUGAGGAUAUAAAGAAUCUGAUACGACUCCGGACCACCAACUCAUUGCUGUUCACCAGGAAAAGAAAUGCAGCCAAGGCAGCUUGGAGUGCAAUUAUUAGGGAGCUGGGCUUGGACGACAAGGUAACAGUGGAACAGAUUGCCAAGAAAUGGGAAAACUUAAAGCUAAAAUACAAGGAAAUCAAAUACCCCCCUCCUGGCAUGGAGGCAGUUACAAGGUCCACUCAGUGGAGAUGGUUUCAACUCUUGGAUGAAGCAUUAAAGGAUGAGUUUAACUUAGAUGAAAGCUUUCACUCAAUGACAUCAUCAGUAAGUGACGAUAACUGUGGCCCACAGGCCAGCAAGAGGAUAUGCCAGGUGAAAGUAGGAAGUGAUGUAUUAGAACUACUGGUGGAUGAUGAUAGUAUCACACGAAUCAGCGAUUCAGGACCGGCUAUACUGAGCCAGGAGAGGCUUCUGGGAGAGGAGAAACCUACAAUGCUGUCAGGCCUGGACAUUGAGCGGACCAGGUUAGCCCAAGAACGACAACUUCUCGAAAAGGAGCUUGAAGAGCUGGACAGGGAAAGACUGGUAUUAGAGAGAGAAAAGGAUUUGGCUGACCGGGAGAAGCUGGCGCUGCAGAGAGACCGAGCACAGUUGGAGAAGGACAGAGCUGCUGUGGAUAGAGACAGAGCAUCACUAGAACAGGACAGAGCCCGGCUGGAGAAAGACAGGGCAGCAUUAGAGAGGGAUAAGGCAGCACUUGUGAGAGACAGAGAGACUCUGAAAUCUGAGAAUCAAGGAAAAAACUCUACAGAGUGCAGUCUCGAUACUCCACAUGAGAAGAACCGAGAGAAAUUGAUUCUCUUGUUUGAGAGACUGAUCGAAAAGUUUUGAGACUACAAUAGUUCUGGUGUCAUCAGAGGUUAAAUUGGUAAAAAAAGAAAUUCCAGUGUAUUUUUGUUUUUUUCCUCCCUCAUACAGUAGAAACAGGAACUAAAGUUGUUUUUAAAUUUUUUUUUAGUUCAAAGUCAGAUUUUUCUACAUUUUUGGGUCCAUUUCUCAUACAAAUAUUAAGAGUAGUAUUUCCUUAUGAAAUAACAUACAAGCAACCAUGAUUCGGGAUAGAACUGGCCCAUUUGUAAUGUAUAUGUCAUGAAUCGUUAUCAUGUUUGCACUGCGUUGCUACUUGUAUAUUUCAUUCCAGAGAGAGUAACUGUUUAAAAUUCUGACUGUCAUCUUUUGUGUAAAAAAAAUAUCAAAAGCUUUAUUGUAAAUAUAAAAGAAAGUGUUUGGAUUAAAUCUGUUGUAUGUUUAUAAAUCCCAA
Messenger RNA from Silurus meridionalis, 1470 nucleotides. RefSeq lists its product as uncharacterized. The record is from RefSeq and is a predicted model, not a curated record. Lineage: Eukaryota; Metazoa; Chordata; Actinopteri; Siluriformes; Siluridae. The transcript is spliced from 4 exons. Bases 132 to 1040 code for a protein of 302 amino acids.